Molecule: messenger RNA, 1083 nt
Organism: Penicillium argentinense
Lineage: Eukaryota; Fungi; Ascomycota; Eurotiomycetes; Eurotiales; Aspergillaceae
Product: major facilitator superfamily domain-containing protein
Exons: 6
Coding region: 1-1083 (360 amino acids)
Biological process (GO): transmembrane transport
Cellular component (GO): fungal-type vacuole membrane
Molecular function (GO): transmembrane transporter activity
Source: RefSeq, a predicted model, not a curated record
AUGGCUCGUGGCCCUGGGAGCGUAGAUCGGCUUGUUCAGCAGCUACAGCUGGAUAAACUGCGUUGGAGUCUUUCAAGCAUACUACCAGUCUCAUCGACUGCGAGACAAAUCGGCAAGUACGGUAACAUGGAUACCAGCAAUGUCUUUUUUCGUGAUGGUCCAUUUGUCGGACGACUCUUCGAUAGAUUCGGACCUAAAUACCUGCUCUUGGCAGGAACCUUUCUCCAUGUAUUUGGCCUCAUGAUGGCCUCCGUGGCGAUGGAGCACUACCAAUCCAUGCUGUCGCAGGCAAUAUGUAGCCCUCUCGGCGAGAGCAUGACCCUCUACCCCUGCCUGAGCUGUGUCACAACACGGUUUCAAAAAAGAGACGCGUACCUGGCAAUGGGCAUAACUGUCGCUAUAUCUAGACUUGGUGGGGUUUUCAUGCCCAUCCUUGUGGAGUGGCUCAUACGCCUGGUCGGUGUUUGGGAAUACCUUGGCCAGGACACCGACCUGCCUUUCGUGCUUCUUAUUAGGGCAAGCUUUUGCUACUCAAUGGGAAUGCUUAUUCCGAUCACGUUUACGGUGAACUAUGAAGAGUAUGUGGGUCUGUCGAACUGCAUGGCGGGAUAUCUGGUCGCCAAUUUAAUGGGGGCAAGACUUGGAAACUUCAACAUCUCAAUAUCGGCAGCAUUUCUUUCCACUGUUCUUUUCUUCGCUCUCUGUCUGCCUGGCCACUCCGGUGCAACUGCAAUUGCAUCUUCCGCAGUCUUUGGAUUAAGCACCGGUACAUACACAGCCAUCAGCCCAGCGCCCGUAGCACAGAUUUCUAAUCUAGGGGAAAUUGGAACACGAUCCGGCCUGGUUUAUGCUUUCAUUUCCAUUGCACCUCUAACAGGUAGUCCGAUCGGAGGCGCGUUGAUUUCCCUUCCGCGGGAGGGAGUUAUUCGGAGCUACAGGUCUUCACUUAAGCGAUGCUGGCUGCUGGGACUUUCUUUUACGCUGUGGCUCGAAUUCACUUGGGGAAAGGUGGGCUAUGGGUCAAAUAUCUACCACGAGAGAACCCAUGGCAGUUUAGAACCGCAGAAAAUGGGUAUCAAGUAA